This is a messenger RNA of Ziziphus jujuba (common jujube), 2208 nucleotides long. Its product is annotated as spermidine hydroxycinnamoyl transferase. Lineage: Eukaryota; Viridiplantae; Streptophyta; Magnoliopsida; Rosales; Rhamnaceae. The coding region runs from base 1 to 2208 and encodes 735 amino acids. Gene Ontology annotation, molecular function: acyltransferase activity, transferring groups other than amino-acyl groups. The record is from RefSeq and is a predicted model, not a curated record. The transcript is spliced from 7 exons.
AUGGAGGUGAAGUUGAAGAGCAGUUUAAUGAUAAAGCCGGUAGAGACAACAUGGAAAGGUUGUUUAUCUCUAUCAGAGUGGGAUCAAAUUGGGUUCAUAAACCAUAUUCCCACCACGUAUUUCUACCAACUAAGUCCGACGACACCGUUCGAUGACUCCAUGAGCAACACCUUCAAAGAAUCCUUGAGCCGAGCACUUGUUCCAUUCUAUCCACUAGCAGGCCAUCUUCGAAGGAUCAGCAGAGGCCGACUCGUGCUCAACUGCAAUGCCAUAGGGGUCCAAUUCAUCGAGGCCGAGUCCAAAACUAAACUAGAAGAAUUUGAUGACUUCUCUUCUUCUUCUUAUUUAUCAGAAAUACUGGGUCAGCUUAGCCCUCCAAUUGAUGAGCAACCGCUUUUUCUUGUCAAAUUUACUAGGUUCUCCUGCGAGAGCUUAAGCCUAGGCUUGACCAUUUCACAUGUCAUCGUCGAUGGUCUAAGCACCUUGCAUUUCAUCACCGAGUGGGCCCAGCUCGCCCGCGGUGAGCCUUUCUUGAAAAUUCCCUUUCUCGUUCGAAAGACUUUGCGAGUCGGCGAUCCGCUGUCCCCGCUUUCAAAUCCUCAUGUCGACCGUUCGGAUUUUCAUCAUCCACCGCUGUUGAUCGGACAUUCUUGCAGCGUAGACAAGAGGAAGAAGAAAUGUGCUGGAGCACUAUUAAAGCUUUCGCAAGAACAUGUGGCAAAAUUGAAACUAAUGGCAAACGAAGGACGGAAUAUGAAAAGAAAACCCUACACGAGAUAUGAGAUCCUGGCAGGGUUCAUUUGGAGGUGUGCUUGCAAAGCAAGAAAGCUCGAGGAUGAGCAACCGACGUCGUUAGGCGUCUGUGCCAAUUUGUGUAAGCGAAUGCGGACGACAUUGCUGGCCGAGUAUUUCAGCAACACCGCAUUUAUCGUGACCGCCACGAGCAAUGCAGGCGAGUUGAAGUCGAAGCCUUUAGGUUUCGUGGUGAGCAAAGUGAGAGAAGCGAUUGAGAAAGUGACAAAGGAAUAUGUUUGGUCGGCUAUUGAUUACUUGAAGUCUCAACCAGACUUGACCAAGUUUCAAGAUUUCAAUGGGCUGUGGAGUUGCAAAGGACCUUACUUUGGAAACCCUAAUGUUGUUGUUAUGAGUUGGAUGACUUUGCCAGUUUAUGGUCUUGAUUUUGGAUGGGGAAACGAAAUUUAUAUGGAUCCCGGAACUCAUGAGCAUUUUGAUGGAGAAUCAUCCAUUCUUUCCAACCCUGAUGGAGAUGGAUCUUUGCUUGUCAAAAUGGAUUUACAUGUGGAGCAUAUGGAAAGCUUCAAGGAGCAUUUCUAUAAUGAUAUAAGGAGUAUUUUGCUAAAGUUUAGUGAUGUUGAUAAGCUGUAUACUUCCUUACACUUGGAUGACAAAGUGGAAGCACUUGAAGAUCUUGUUACAAUUGGUCGUCCUGGUCUUAUUAAGAGUGUUACAACUUCGCUAGGCGGGGCCACCCUGGGGAUCCUGGAAAGGUUCCUAGGAGGUAGACGUAGGUCUCAGCAGGCUUCAGUUGAAAGUACGGAUGCACCCACUUAUGAGGAGCAUCUUGUCGAGCGCCUGGCUCGUUCACUCGAGAGGAGUCAGUUUACUGGAUAUACUUUUGAUCAGACUCGUAGACUUGGAGCAGUGGGUUUUGAUGGCUCCAUGGACCUUGUUGUAGCCCUAUCUUGGCUAGAUGAUAUGGAAAAAGUCUUGGAUGAGGGUAUGCAGUGUCCAGAUGAGGACAGAAUCAGGAUAGCUAGUUUUAUGCUAGGGGCUUUUAUUGAGACCAAGAGACUAGAGUUCGAGACACUCACUCAGGAUAGCAUGACAGUUUCUGAGUACGAGCGGAGGUUCAGGGAGCUAUCAGAGUUUUGUCCCAAUUUGGUUGCGGAUGAGGUUAGCAAGAAGAGGAGGUUUCUUGAUGGAUUGAGUGAGCAAAUAGCUUUGAGCAUCUCAGGUGCUGUUCACCCCACAUAUCAGUUGAUGAGAGAUGCUGCCCUUGAGGUAGAGAGACAAGCUCUUAUGCGCAAGACUAAGCACCGAUCAUAUGAUGGGUUAUCUUCGGGAAGCCCUAGCCAGGGAUCGUUGAAGAGGGGUAGUUUCAGUUUAGGAUCUUCGGGUAGCAGAGGAUUCAGAGGGGGUAGGCAUGAUGCCAGUGGUAGCAGAUUUCAGAGAGGUGGACAUACCUAG